AUGAGACGGCUUACGGGGCGUCUCCAGCGCCCCCUGCUGUUCCCUAGCUUCCCCUCUCGCGCCUUGGUGCUUUUCUUCUCGGUUUUAUGGUGUCUCGCGUGCGGUCUCUCGGCCGCAACUGUGCCGGAGAGCGUCAGAGGUCUGCCGCCGUAUGACACGGUCGCGCGCCGCGUCCCGAUCGGCAGCGAGAGUGACGAGUCGACGGGAGAUGCAGAGGCGCAGGAGCGGUCCCUACGCAGGGCAGACUCAGGGGUGCAGAGGCGUGACACCCCGCACCCAACUGGAGUCUACCGAGUGUCUGCUUCUGCGACGUACUCACCGCCUCCCUUGGGCGCCAUCGUCCCUCGCACGUCGCCGCCCGCUCGCGCCGCGACGCCGCUUCCUGGCGAUGGAUUGCCGCCGUUUUCUCAAUUUUCCUGGGCUGCGGACGCCGGCGCGCUUCUUCGCGUGGCCCCCGCCGCCGCCAGGCGCGAGGGGGACGAAUUCGAUGCCGACCUUGGCGACUCUCAGGAAGACGACGAGCUCGCUGUGGCGUCGCACGGUUCGCGCCAGUCUCUGCCACCGUCCUUUCCCUCAUGGCCAGUUGCGACGACGAACCCUGUGCUGAGUCCCUUCUCGCGCGCGCCCCCUCGCCACGAAGCAGCUGAAGUCGCUCCGCGAGGCUCUGCGGGCGACCGCGCUUUGAGGCUUGAGGAGAGCGGGGCGGAUGACGACGACGGCGGUGCCGGCUUGUCUGCGACGCAAGCGCUGGGAAGUGCGAGCCUCGAAGACGAGUUCGUCGUGCAACUGGAUGCGGACGGUCAGGUGACUUGCGUCCCGCGUCCUCGGCAGAAACAGGGGAAAGCUCUUGCUUCCCAAAUGUUCCAUCCUCUCUACGUCUUCUUCCCCGACGCCAAUGCGCGUCGAUCUGAAAAGGGCCCCUCUCAGGAAGAGGGACGCACCGGCGGGGUGUCACCGUCGCCCUUUGUUUGGGACUUGGAGGCGAUGGCCUCGUCGUCCUCCUCUUCGCACGUGAGUUUUAGGCACUCGGACGAGAGGAGGUCGUUCCGCGGCGAGUUUUCUGUUGGUAACGAAGAGACACCCGAAGACGAGCCAGACUCAAAAGAAGAUGUGUAUCACUUUCGCGUUCGGCCUCGCGACGUGGGAUACAGGCCCGUCGACCCUCUACAGACUUUGUCCUUCGGCGUCCAGGCGCCGUAUGAGCAGCACGCCUUUGCUACAAGCAUCUCAAAGACUCCCUUCGCUUCCCUGCCUCUGCUGCCGCGCACCGACGGCCUGUACAGGUUCCACCCCCCGACUCCUUCCUACUACGCGUUUUCGCUCUCUGCAGCCCCCGCCGCGCCUCUGCCUCCUCGCGAAGAGGCGCCGUCUCGCCUCGCCUCGCAGGGCCCGUAUGCCGCGGCGGCGUUGCGCCAGUCUUCGCGGCUCGUCUCUGCACCGCCUUCUAGCUACGCGCCGGCGCCGGCGCUCGCGUCGCCGCUGCCGUGGCGCCUCCAGUGGGACUCGACCGCCCGGCGGGAGAUGUCUGCGACCCCCGCGGCGGCCCCUCAGCAGCGCAUGACGCUGGAGGGCAUUUCCGAAGUGAGCGACCUGCGACGCCUGGGAGAGGACCCCAGCUUCGGCGAGGAGGCGUACAGCCACCAGGAGAUCUGCGGAGGCCUUUUCCACUGGCGACGCAGCCCGAAGGGGGCUGCGUCGCUGAGCUGCGCGUGGGAUCGCUACUCCAGCACGUUCGCCAAGAAGUUCGCCGACUCUGUGCCGCUGGCCUUCCGCUCGCAAGGUCUCACGUUCAAGGCGGUGGACGCCGUGAACCGUCUCUUCAGCAACUUGCGCUUCAAACACAGCAACAAGCCGCUGGAACGGAAGCCCAGGAGUAAGGCGCCCACCCCCCAUACCGCGGACGCCGACGCGCAGAAAGACGAGAAGGAGGCGAAAGAGGGAGAGCCGCCUGCUGCGGAAGAAGCGGCGGAGUCGGCAGACAAGGCUGAGGGAUGGGGUCACGCUAUCGAGAAGGAUAGCGCACACGUGGAGGAGGCGGGGAAAGGGGAGGAAGAAUCCAGAGAGGCGAGCGAGGAGGAAGAGGAGGCAGAAGAGGCGAGCAGGGAUCGAGGGCACUCGAGAGAUGAGGAAAACGGAGGGAACUUUUUGCGGACGGGCGCAGAGGAGGCGGAGAGGUCCGCUUCGGCGCGACACUCCUCGCGGAGCUUAGGAGACGCCGAGGAAAAGACGCGCGACGCGGCAGAGCGGAGUUUGGGCGCGGACUUGGGCAGCGCGUACGAGGGGCUGUCUUCGCGACGCAGACAAGCAGACGGCGACUCCAUUUUCACCAGCAGCCUCUGGUCUGCGCUGGGCAGCAAUGACGCCAACAGGAAGGAGGACUUGGCGGUUCAGGGGGCGAAGGCGGUCCUCGCCUCGGGGCCUCUCCGACUCACCCUCGGUCUCCUGCGAAAGGGUCACGCGCUCUUCAGUCAAACGCGUCGCCUCCUCGGGAGCCCGCUGACCAGCUUCGCCUGGGUGCUGAUUCAGAAGCUCGCGGGCGAGCUCAGGAAGCAGAAGAAGGAGGGCGAGGGCGUCAUGAAUCUGGGCCGCGCCGUCAACUCGGUUCUCGCCGCGGAAGGCGUCAAGGAUACCGAGCCUCUCGAAUCCGCCAUGUAUCUUGCGACUGGAUGCAAGGCGCACAUGCACUACAGCGAGCUCUACGCGGAGGGAUACGAUGUGGUUCCCACGGACCCCGCGAGUUGGCCGGAGAACCCGUUCUUCGCCUGGCUGCUCAAGCGGAAGGCCCACGCGGAGAUGCUGCUGCCGGCGGCUGUUCCCGCGCAGCUGACGGUCAAGAUUACGCCGACGAUGCCGGCGGACGUGGGGAACCGCGGCGCCCGCCUCGCGCUCUACGAAAUGUGGCAUACACUCUGGUUCAUGAUCGUCGAAGUCACGCGAUCGGACUUCUUGUGGACGUGGAUCAAACGCAAGGACGUCCAGCACGUCUUCCCCGGCUGGACCAUCACUACCGUCGGCGUUCACCGCGUCACAGAGCGGCGCCCGGUGCGAUACGCGAACGGCGUCUGGCGCUUCCGCAACAUCGACCCCGUGACACUCGAGGUGAUUCCGCGCGCGGACGGCGUCGAGACCAAUCCGUUUGAAGUCCUCCCGCCGCCGCGGCAACACGUCGACCAAGUUAACCUCGAUGACAACCUGGCCACGACUGGCGGAGUCAACCAGAGCCCGUGGAGCUUCAUCGCCGAGAGCCUCUACGCGAACAUCGCGCGCGGCGGCGCCACGCCGGAGACUGUGGAGGACAAUGCGGAUCCGGUGAAGCCUCGGACGUUUUAUUACGGGAACAAGGCGCUCACGAUUUAUCCUGACCAGUGCGGAGAAGACGCGACGUUCACGUACGCCUACGAUGCGCCGUUUUCGUUUCUGAUGACCCCCGCGGACCUGCCUGAGCGCGUGUACACGCGCAUCGCAGACGAACAGGAAAAACCUCAGCGCCGAGGCGGGGGAGACUCGUGCCGCAUCAAGGCCGAUGAGAGCGUCUACGGCAACCUCGUGGAUGCCGUCUGGGCCUUCAAACCCACUUCGAUGCCAAAAAUGUGGCUGAUUAAUCGCACUGUGAGGCCGAUGGUGUCCGAGCCGCUGCUUAGCGCGAAUCCGGAGGCGCGCGUGCAUCGCGGCUACCACCUGCUUUUCACGACUUCCUACAAACCGCGCGUGGAACAGUUCAUUUCGCAGCUCACCGCGUCCUCGCCGCCGACGCCUUCUUCCUCCUUCGUCUCCCCAGCCGCGGCGGGCCUUCACGCUCUUUGGUUGGCGUACCGUCACCGCUCCAAGAAGCACCCCGUGACGAUCGUCUUCAGCGGACACUCGCAGGGCGGCGUCGCUGCGCAAAUGUCUGCGUUCUUCUUCGCGAAACAAAUGCGGGAAGUCAUUCAGGACGGCACCGUCCGAGUCUAUGUCGUCGUUUUUGGAAUGCCCGUGUGGUGCACCCAGGCCAUGUACGACGAGAUGCGACAGAGCGGCGUCAUCAUUCACGAGAUUGCCUCCAACAUCGACCCGGUCCCUGUUCUCCUCGCGACGACUCACGGCCUGGCGCAGGACAGAAAUAUCGUUUCCUUCAAGCUUGAGGACAUGUAUAAAGUUUCGUUUCGAGACCCAUUCCCGUUCGAGGGCCUGAUCUGGAAGUACCCGAGGCGGAAAGUCGACCGGAAGACGCACCUCAUCCGGGCCACGCUCCGCAUCGAGCCGCUGGUAGACCCCGCUGUGAACUUUGGUCUCACGCACUCUCACUUCUACGCCGCUGCCCUGGGGCUCCUUAGUCAAAGAUACAAGGAUAUAGGGUGGAUGAGCUUUUUAGGUUUCCCGUUAGUCCCGCCGCAUCUCCAGACGACGCCUCCGCACGUCCCCGAAGGCAUGCAAGGACUGCGCGAGGGUCACCGGCUGCUGCUCGACGGGCAAGGCGUCCUGCGGCCGCAUGAUACUCCGUUCGCGCGCGGACUCAAGUUGCUCAAGAGCCUCCACCACAAGAAUAAAGCCCGCGGUCCCACUCUCCCCCGGGCCCCAUGGAGCCCGCGAGGGAGGAGAUGA
Molecule: messenger RNA, 4581 nt
Organism: Besnoitia besnoiti
Lineage: Eukaryota; Apicomplexa; Conoidasida; Eucoccidiorida; Sarcocystidae
Product: lipase
Exons: 9
Coding region: 1-4581 (1526 amino acids)
Biological process (GO): lipid metabolic process
Source: RefSeq, a predicted model, not a curated record